UCUAUGAUGAAAAAGAUCCGGUUCCAAGAAGCCACCGAGUAUGCGCAUCUUCUGAAAUGGGCUGGAGGCAAUGCACCGGCAUUCAAACUCAUCAGUCUCGCCCCACCUGCUCCUCCAGGAAAGGUGUACGAAGUACUUCAUUUACAUCACCAUGAAGUUAGAGCACUCGUACGCAAGAACCACGCCUUGAUGAGAGAGUUUGAGUCUCAGACCAAUUGCAAGAUCACUAUCAGCAGAGAAUGGAAGCUUCAGCCCGACAAGGAAAUCGGUUUAUUUGGAUACAGGGAGAAUGUUGAGGAAGCUAAGAAAGUAAUUUUGGGCCGACAAAGAUCUUGAGGUCGGAAAAUGAGGCGUAGAUGAACCCUAAAGCGCUUUUGACACAGGAACUGGUGGAGCGGUGUUUUGCGUUUAUGAAACGAACAUCGUUAUUUAACCUUCAGGAACGAGGGAUGGCUGAAGGCAAAGGUUAACACUCCACUUUUGAAGUGGAGUGCUGAAUCUGGAGAAACAAGGAUUCUCCGUAACCGUGA
Messenger RNA from Mollisia scopiformis, 530 nucleotides. RefSeq lists its product as uncharacterized. The record is from RefSeq and is a predicted model, not a curated record. Bases 4 to 336 code for a protein of 110 amino acids. The transcript has a single exon. Lineage: Eukaryota; Fungi; Ascomycota; Leotiomycetes; Helotiales; Mollisiaceae. Gene Ontology annotation, molecular function: RNA binding.